AUGCAAGAAUUUGCUAAGGAAAUAGGUUUCAAACUAUUAAUUUCUACGCCAUAUUAUGCUCAGGCUAAUGGUCAGGUUGAAGCAACAAACAAGGUGCUAGUUAGUUCGAUUAAGAAACAUGUGGAGAAGAGGCCCAAAAACUGGCACAAGACUUUAGAUCAGGUUUUGUGGGCGUGUCGAACCUCUCCCAAAGAGGUCACUAACUCGACUCCAUUUCGACUGACUUUUGGUCAUGAUGCAGUUUUACCAGUCGAGAUUUACCUGCAAUCAACAAGAAUUCAGAGGCAUCAUGAAAUUCCAUCAGAAUCAUAUUGGAACAUGAUGCUUGAUGAGUUAGUUGAUCUAGAUGAGGAGAGACUCAAUGCCUUUGAAUUAUUGAAAAGGCAGAAGAAGAGAGUAGAGGAAUCUUACAAUAAGAAGGUUAAAGUUAAGAUGUUUUUGCCUGAAGAAUUGGUUUUGAAAGUGAUCCUUCCAAUGGAUCGAAAAGAUAGGGCCUUAGGGAAAUGGUCCCCCAAAUGGGAAGGUCCUUUUCAAAUUUUGCAAGUAUUCCCUAAUGGUGCUUAUGAGAUCGAGGAUCUUAAUAAAGAUAAAAGAAUCUUAAGGGUGAAUGGAAAAUAUUUAAAGAAAUAUAAUCCAACACUCCAAGAGAUAAAAAUAACGAACGAAUAA
This is a messenger RNA of Lathyrus oleraceus (garden pea), 669 nucleotides long. RefSeq lists its product as uncharacterized. The record is from RefSeq and is a predicted model, not a curated record. Gene Ontology annotation, biological process: DNA integration. Gene Ontology annotation, molecular function: nucleic acid binding. NCBI's taxonomy places the organism in Eukaryota, Viridiplantae, Streptophyta, Magnoliopsida, Fabales, Fabaceae. The transcript has a single exon. The coding region runs from base 1 to 669 and encodes 222 amino acids.